AAAGAGCGGAUUGUUAGCUGUGUUUUGUCCUGGAGAGCCUCUUUUGACCUAAUGGCAGCACCUCCGUUGGGCCGCCUGGUGCUGACCCAUCUGCUGGUGGCCCUUUUCGGCAUGGGCUCCUGGGCUGGGGUCAACGGGAUCUGGGUACAGCUGCCUGUAGUGGUGAAAGAGCUCCCGGAAGGUUGGAGUCUCCCAUCGUACCUCUCCGUGCUUGUGGCGCUGGGGAACCUGGGUCUGCUGCUGGUGACCCUAUGGAGGCAUCUGGCCCGCGGCAAGGGCGAGCGGGUCCCCAUCCAAGUGGUGCAGGGGCUAAGCAUAGUGGGCACAGCUCUGCUGGCCCUUCUGUGGCACCAUGUGACCCCAGUGGCAGGGCAGCCCCACUCUGUGGCUUUCCUAACACUGGCGUUUGUACUGGCACUGGCCUGCUGUGCUUCUAAUGUCACUUUCUUGCCCUUCCUGAGCCACCUACCACCUCCCUUUUUACGGUCUUUCUUCCUGGGUCAGGGCCUGAGUGCUCUGUUGCCCUGUAUGCUAGCCCUGGUGCAGGGGGUGGGCCGCCUUGAGUGCCUGCCUGUGCCUGCCAAUGGCACCACUGGGCCUUCUAUCAAGUUGUCUCCCAUCAACUUCCCUGAGCGCUUUUCUGCCAGCACUUUCUUCUGGGUGUUGACUACCCUUCUGGGCAGUUCAGCUGCUGCCUUCCAAGGUCUCCUGUUACUACUGCCAUCACUGUCAUCUGUACCCACAGUGGGUACAGGGCUUCAGAUAGAGUCGCCAGGAACAGAGGAGGAAGAGGCCUCACCGUUGCAGGAUCCACCAGGCCAGGUGGCGGGCACUAUUCCUAGCCCAGACCCUAAUUCCUACCAGCUGUUCUCCUUCCGAAGUGCCUGUCUACUGGGGCUGCUGGCUGUCACCAACGCGCUGACCAACGGUGUGCUGCCUGCUGUACAGAGCUUUUCCUGCCUGCCCUAUGGGCGCCUGGCCUACCACCUGGCUGUCGUACUGGGUAGCUCAGCCAACCCCCUUGCCUGCUUUCUGGCCAUGGCGGUGCUGUGCAGGUCUCUGGCAGGGCUGUAUGGUCUAUCUCUCCUGGGCACGCUCUUUGGAGCCUACCUGAUGACACUGGCAGUCCUAAGUCCCUGUCCUCCUCUGGUGGGCACCUCAGCAGGUGUGGUCCUCGUGGUGAGUAUAAUGGGUGGCGUGAAGCAGGAAUAGGGCUUGUCUCAGGGCAAGGGGAUUUGGUGCCCGGCCUGCUGCUGCAAAACUCCGUUCUUCCCCCACUUCCAGGUGCUCUCAUGGGUACUGUGCGCAGGCCUGUUCUCAUACGUCAAGGUGUCGGUCAGUUCCAUGUUGCACAGUGGAGGCCGGCCAGCAUUGCUUGCAGCUGGUGUGGCAAUUCAGGUGGGCUCUCUGCUGGGUGCCAUCGCCAUGUUCCCUCCCACCAGCAUCUAUCAAGUAUUUCAAAGUAGGGAGGACUGCGUGGACCAGUGUGACCGUUGAACCUGGAUGUGUGGGACUUAUUUCGCACUUGUCUCCCCCCGGCACCCAUGGCCCAAGGUGGUCUGUCUCCCUACUCAGAGAUAUACUCAUGGAUAUCACACACUCCAUAAGAGACCUGGCUUUUGCAGAAAGACCAGAGUGAGGACCAAAGAGCAGGCCUGGAUCCAGGCAUAGGUUAGGGGCUUUGGCCUUCACCUUGGGACCUUUGUGGGAUUUGCACAAUAAAACAUCUUUCUCCAGCGGGUUGUUAAUCCCAUGAACACAGCUCCCUGGGCCAGGUCUAUUUCCCUCUAUAGGAGUUACGUCUUCCCAAGAUCCUGGUGAAACUUCUGGGCGGGCAUUCACCCACCCGCCUAGUUGCUUUCCCAGGGCCUUGGGUGACCCCAGGACUCCUGCCACCAUUGCUUUUUUUAGAACUACCUUGGGAGAUGAAGGCCAACUCCCAGGGCCCACAUGGAGCAGAAACAGUAUAAUGCCUCUAGUCGGCUCGGAGUUGGCUGAAUAAGCACAGAGCCACUGCUCCAUGGCACAUCUUGAGGGUGUAAGGGUCUGACGUGCUUGGGAAGUCAUCCAACCUGGCUACCCAAGACCCUCCUGCCAAGAUAAUUUUAUCUUCAUGGGUGUUUUGCCUGAGGAGGUCAGAAGAGGGUGUCUGAUCCCCUGGAACUGCAGUUAUAGGC
Molecule: messenger RNA, 2177 nt
Organism: Acomys russatus (golden spiny mouse)
Lineage: Eukaryota; Metazoa; Chordata; Mammalia; Rodentia; Muridae
Gene: Slc52a2
Product: solute carrier family 52 member 2
Exons: 3
Coding region: 52-1212 (386 amino acids)
Biological process (GO): riboflavin transport
Cellular component (GO): plasma membrane
Molecular function (GO): riboflavin transmembrane transporter activity
Source: RefSeq, a predicted model, not a curated record